AUGCAUUUAAUUGAUCGAAUAAAACGAGCAAAGCAUAAAGAAGCGAAUAACACCUCUAUCAUCAUCACCGGUCGGUUUUAUAGGCUACAGCUACUACGCUAUUUAGUGCCAAUAAAUAGUUUCGAUCAGGUGCUUUCAGUGCAACAAGGUCUAGUUAAUUCUAUAAUUUUCAUACCAGAUGCAUGCUGGGAACUAGUUGUGGGCUGUGAUUCGCAUGCUGAGAUUGUAUUCGCGUUCAUUUUUGCCACCUUUAUCGCUCAUCUGCAAGAAGUGCUAUCAAAAGGUGCUUCAAACGGGACUCAAAUUGGUUGA
Molecule: messenger RNA, 312 nt
Organism: Plasmopara halstedii
Lineage: Eukaryota; Oomycota; Peronosporomycetes; Peronosporales; Peronosporaceae
Exons: 2
Coding region: 1-312 (103 amino acids)
Source: RefSeq, a predicted model, not a curated record